UAUUCGACAUGCCGAUUUCGGACAGCCAGAAGCAAGGGCUGCGGGAGUUACUUGUAAAUGAUAAGAACUUAGCCGUCCUGCUACAACUGGCAAAAGCUGCCACCAAAAAUGUUUGCAAAACCGAAGACCCAGAGGAGGCCCUUCGUCUGAUUACUGCACACAUUCCUGACAUUUACGUACUGCUUUCCAAGCGCGCCAUAACGAAGGAGCUCCUUUUUACGUAUUUAAGCAGUCGGCGCGCGGACGCAGCCACAGACUUCAGCAAGGCAGACCUCAUAGCCAAGGUUAUUCAGUAUUGGAAGCAGGAGCAUCAACCAAGCACAGAGCUUUCCGGAGACCAGAAUUCCAGCUUGCUUCACAAAAAAAACGAAGAGGAUUACCCCAUUCACACAAUUGCGCGAAAGUUCGGCGAGUGGUUCUUCGAGCGCCUCAACGCAGACACCUUCAGUCUCGUGGAUUUGUGGGCCGAUGCGGCGCUACAUCUCACAAUCAUAGCCAGUGAUGGAAUCAAUGAGUGGGAGUGCGAAACGGCUGCCGAGGUGCUAUCGACUCUAACCAGCGCAAAGCAGCAGUUCGACUUUUAUUUUAAUCCGAACCUGACGCACGCCGGUAUUCAGGGUCGAAUGGAUUCCUAUGGGCAGUUCGUAGUGAUCUGCUGCGGCACUCUGCACUCCAGUGAUAGCUGCGUCGGAAUCUUUGAAUGUGCAUUUGGACUGCUGCGGGACCCGUUUGCCGACAACAACUGGAAACCCAAAAAAGUCAAGUGCUUUCUUAAAAGUGAAGUUCAGCCUCCAGAGCUGCACUAUCUGAGCUUGAGCGAAACUCUGCAGACAGCUCUAGAGCUGCCAGUACCCACUGAUGACUUCAACUAACGAACUGUUAUGUAUUAGCGCUUCCACAAGUAUAAUUUUAAAAGUUAGGUACCUUACUUACUUGGACAGAAUUGUAGUCGAUCAAUUAGCUAUAGGAAUGUUAUAAGUAAUAUACUCACGGAUUA
This is a messenger RNA of Drosophila yakuba, 997 nucleotides long. RefSeq lists its product as uncharacterized. NCBI's taxonomy places the organism in Eukaryota, Metazoa, Arthropoda, Insecta, Diptera, Drosophilidae. The transcript has 2 exons. The coding region runs from base 9 to 872 and encodes 287 amino acids. The record is from RefSeq and is a predicted model, not a curated record.